Molecule: messenger RNA, 1577 nt
Organism: Exophiala xenobiotica
Lineage: Eukaryota; Fungi; Ascomycota; Eurotiomycetes; Chaetothyriales; Herpotrichiellaceae
Exons: 6
Coding region: 1-1482 (493 amino acids)
Biological process (GO): transmembrane transport; carboxylic acid transport
Cellular component (GO): plasma membrane
Molecular function (GO): carboxylic acid transmembrane transporter activity
Source: RefSeq, a predicted model, not a curated record
AUGCAUACAGACUCGGCAUCCUACUUUUCCAAGCUGAAGUUCUUGGCCGUCGCGGGCGUGGGUCUUUUCGGUGAUGGAUACUUGAACAUCAGCAUUGGGCUUGUCGUUCCAAUGCUCGGCUACCUCUACUUCGAGGAUAACAAGAACAAGAUCCCUACCAUUUCCGGAGACUUGAUCAAAGCGGGCCUUGCCAUCGGUAUGGUCUGCGGCCAGCUAGGCUUCGGAAUUUUUGGUGAUGCUCUCGGACGCCACAGGAUCUAUGGGAAAGAACUUAUCGUCACAAUCUUCGGUACAUUGAUGGUCAUUCUGAUGCCUUGGGGCCAUAUUUCUCACCAAGAUGUGGUUGCCUGGAUGACGGUUUUUCGCAUUGUGACCGGCUUCGGUAUUGGUGGAGACUAUCCGAUGACUUCCUCUUUGUCUGCAGAGCACACUCCCAUGGGAUCUCGUGCAAGACUCGUUACGACGGUCUUUUCCUGCAUCGGCACCGGGAGCAUGACCUCAAGCAUUGUCUAUUUGGUCCUUCUGGCUGCAUUCAAGUCCUCAAUCAACGAGAACAUCUAUCACCUCCAAUGGGUUUGGCGACUGCUCUUUGGACUUGGCCUCAUCCCUCUGGCCAUUACGCUCUAUUACCGCUUGACCAUGCCGGAGAGUAAGCCAUACGAACAAUACGUGGCGAAGGAGACUUCUUUGAAGCACAACGGCCAACGUGGUCUUCAUCAACAAUGGCAUGACUUCCGAGAAUAUUUCUCGGAUUGGAAGCACGCCAAAGUCCUCUUCGGUGUCAGUGCGGCAUGGUUUCUCUUUGACAUUGCAUUCUACGGAGUCAACCUCAAUCAAAGCAUUGUCCUAUCCAAGAUCGGCUUUGGGUCAGCCGACACACCAUGGGGCACUCUGUGGAACACAGCCGUGGGCAACAUCAUCGUUUCUUCUGCAGGAUACCUCCCCGGCUUCUACAUUGGAAUCUUCUUGCCCGACCUCGUUGGGCGAAUCAACCAACAAUUCUGGUGCAGCGUGGUGGUUACCAUUCUCUACGCCAUUUGGGCCGGCGUCACAAACCACACUUCCACUGGUGGGCUGGUCACACUCUUCACUUUGUCUCAACUCGUGCUGAACAUGGGCCCAAACACGACCACCUUCCUCCUACCUGUCGAGGUCUUCCCGACCCGCGUUCGAGGUACCGCCCACGGCAUCGCCGCAGCUUCUGGAAAACUCGGUGCCAUCGUCACGGCCUUUGCAUUCGGUUCGCUCACGGAUGCCAUCGGUCUUCCCGGCGUUCUCGGUUUCCUCUCCGGCAUCAUGGCGCUGUGUGCUGCAGUGACCUUGCUGAUCCCCGAGACCAAGGGCCGCAGCCUUGACGAGAUUGAGCGAGGAGUUCUUUACGGCCAGGAUACCAGUGUCGAGGGUAUUCAGACCUCCAGCGCCGUCUCGUCCCCCGAAUUGGAAGGCAAGGACAAGGUGUUCGCCAAAAGUGCCGAGGCAUAGCAUGGUUCAACGGACGGAUACGGAGUACCUUGGGACAAAUGGUUGCUACAGACGGUGGUUUCCCGAAUACAUGAUGGUGGCUUCGCAAGAUGACU